Messenger RNA from Caenorhabditis sp. 36 PRJEB53466, 558 nucleotides. NCBI's taxonomy places the organism in Eukaryota, Metazoa, Nematoda, Chromadorea, Rhabditida, Rhabditidae. The record is from the annotation of a GenBank genome assembly.
AUGUUGUCCAGACGGUGUGCCGCGCUUCUCUCCCACUGCAUGGCUCGACGAGCACUUCCGGCGGUCGCUGGAGUUGCCACGUCAUCGGAAGCCCAAGUCGUGGACACUGGCCGUGUGCAGAAGGAGGUGUUCAAAUCGAUCUCAGAAGAAGUGACUGAGACGAAGAGACAGCGACUCUUCGCCGUCGUUUAUAUUAAUGGCAGACAGUGGAAAGUCAGUGACGGAGACCUCAUCAAUCUGGAGGGCAAUCUUCCGCUGAACGUGGGCGACGAGAUCAAGCUGGAGAAGGUUCUGAUGGUCGGCGGUGCGAAUUUCUCGCUCUUCGGUCGUCCGCUCCUUGACUCCUCUGCCGUUUCCGUGAAUGCCGUCGUCGUUGAGAAGAAGACCACAUCGCCGGAGCUCGAAUACGUUCACCUCAAUCAUCAUCAGACAAAAAUUGUCAGAUGUAAGCGAAAUAAGAAGGAAUUCCCAUUAUUUAAUAUAAUAUUUUCAGGGAAAAGCGACGAGGCGACGGUGCUGCGAAUUAAGAGUGUGACGGCGAAGCAGGUCGAUCAAUAA